This is a messenger RNA of Eimeria acervulina, 388 nucleotides long. RefSeq lists its product as hypothetical. Lineage: Eukaryota; Apicomplexa; Conoidasida; Eucoccidiorida; Eimeriidae. The transcript is spliced from 6 exons. The record is from RefSeq and is a predicted model, not a curated record. The annotation marks the transcript as partial.
GAGCUUCAAGACAGGUGAUGAGCGUCACGGAGGGUGUGGGAAGCGUCAUAGUGACUGGAGGGAUUACGUCAAAAGCUCCUUAGUAGAACAGGUGUGCGCGUUUGUCUCUGUUGAGUGGUUUGCAGUGGUGGAAUACCGGCUGAUGGGGUGUAGAAGCUGGGGAAAGGCGGCACGGCGAUGCGUUGCAAACCCUGGCAGAGCACAGGCGGACGCGCAGGAGUACUUGCCAGAGUACGGCACGCGUAUCAAUGAUGCUCGAGCGGUUAGGAACAGAGAAGAACUGGUCUUUGUGGCGUGCAUGCGUUGCGCCAACGUUUUGGGAGCUUCAAGACAGGUGAUGAGCGUCACGGAGGGUGUGGGAAGCGUAAGCGGUGAUGCAAUGCUUUAG